Molecule: messenger RNA, 720 nt
Organism: Perca flavescens (yellow perch)
Lineage: Eukaryota; Metazoa; Chordata; Actinopteri; Perciformes; Percidae
Gene: s100t
Product: S100 calcium binding protein T
Exons: 2
Coding region: 110-436 (108 amino acids)
Cellular component (GO): cytoplasm
Molecular function (GO): calcium-dependent protein binding; calcium ion binding; transition metal ion binding
Source: RefSeq, a predicted model, not a curated record
GAGGCUUUAAGGCUCCAUGCUCCAGAGAGUUUGCAGGCAGGAGGACUGACAUGGACUGCUCUUGCUUUCUCCUCCUCUUACCCUUCCCCUUAUUCUUUCCUUUUCCAGAAUGUCUUUGCCCAACUCAGAGAAUGCCUCCACCCUGGAGAACGCCAUGCAGCUCAUGAUCCAGACCUUCCAUAAGUACUCUGGAAACGAGGGAGACAAAUAUACACUGAGCAGGGCUGAGCUCAAAGAGAUGCUAACCGCUGAGCUCGGCAACUACCUGGGGAAUGCCCAGGAUAAAGAGGCAGUUGAUAAGGUCAUGGGAGACCUGGAUUCCAACAACGACGGGGAGGUAGAUUUCACCGAGUUCAUCAUACUGGUCGGAGCUCUUACUGUGGCCUGUAACGACUUCUUCCUGGAGUACAACGACAAGCCAGAGAAGAAAAAGUGAACACGCCCUCUGCACAAAGAUGUCUCUGCAGACCUAUACAGUCCAGGGAGGGAACAGUUCAGACAGGAGAGAAGGACAACCUGUCAUGGGCUUCACAUUCACAAAUACACACACAUUCACACACACGUCUAAUAGUCACCUGAGCAGUAAAUGUUGGGUGUCUGCAAUGUCCAAAUAAUCCAUUACUAGCUGUAUUUAUUGUAAUGUGAAAUUACAAGUCAAUUUCAACACCUGUGCUAUGCUAGGUUGCUUUUUUCUUUUCAUGUAUUUUGUAACACAUUCAA